UGUGCAAGAGAGACGUUGACGAUAUACUCAUGUCGCCGCUAGCCGUUAACACCGACGAUUUGAUUGUGGUACCAAUGCCGAUUUUAGAAUUUCGAUAUUUUGAUGUAUUGCCUAAAAAAAUUCGGCUCCAAAACAAUGGACUAACAAACACGAGUUGGAAAUGCAUCUAAUAUUUUUCAAAGGGUCGUGUCAGACAAUUUUUGAAGCUGAAUCAGUAAAAAAUGGUAUUGUAACAUUGGCAUAUUUAUUUGACGUCACAGAUAACCAACACCCAGGCAUUAAUCACAUAACUACUUAUUUGAAUAGUGUACGAACGUCUGGACAAACGUCUAGAAUACCCGUUUUUCCGUUAAGCCAUGUGAUUCAUAAUCAACCUGUCGAGUACUUUACGUAUUCUGGCAAAAUCGAUAAACGCGGAUGUGAGUGUAGUGUAACUCAGUGGAUAGUUUUCACUAAAACAAGCGAAGUAAAUCGAGAACAGAUGAAUCAGUUUCAUAGUAUGCUGAACAAACACGGUCGUGCGAUUAAUAGGAAUUAUCGAAAGGCCAACCCGGUGCCAGCCGGUAUCAAAAUUCGUCCUUUCCUGGUUAUGUUAAACGGCUUCCACAGCGACUCCUCGACGGACGGCGACGUCACGUCGGCAGCGGCGUUGCAGGCGGUCGUAUGCCGAUCACGUUCCGAUAAACGAACGCAGACAUCGGGACGCCGAUCGUUGACUGUCAUCACAUCGGUCGGUGGCGGCUGUAAUUCGCGCUGGCCCCUGUCCGUCAAGUCCAAUAAGACGCAGCUGUUGCGGCGGAUGUUCAACUUGAACAAGCUGUCGGUCCACUCGGUCCACAAUUAUUGGCCACCGACUACGAAGACGAUUGCCUUAAACAAUCGCAAGUCGUUCGAACACGCGCAGAGAGCGACUGACGCGAAAACCAAAAACAAUUUGCGGCCGUCAUCGCUGUCGUUGGUCAACGCGACCAGACCGUCGUGGAAGUAA
Melanaphis sacchari is the source of this 988-nucleotide messenger RNA. RefSeq lists its product as uncharacterized. NCBI's taxonomy places the organism in Eukaryota, Metazoa, Arthropoda, Insecta, Hemiptera, Aphididae. Bases 161 to 988 code for a protein of 275 amino acids. The transcript is spliced from 5 exons. The record is from RefSeq and is a predicted model, not a curated record.